AUGGAUCAAGAGCUUGGCGGCGUGAAUGAGAAGUGCGAAGAGUCAAGAGAAGAAGAGUCAAGAGAAGAAGAGUCGGAAGAAGAAGAAGAGGAAGAGGAAGAGGAAGAGGAAGAGGAAGAGGAAGAGGAAGAGGAAGAGGAAGAGGAAGAGGAAGAGGAAGAGGAAGAUGAAGAUGAAGAUGAAGAUGAAGAUGAAGUGAUAGGAAAGAGCGACCAAACAGAAAGUCAACAAAUCGGGAAGGACCAAGAGCGCAGAAUCAGUUGA
Penicillium paradoxum is the source of this 264-nucleotide messenger RNA. RefSeq lists its product as uncharacterized. Bases 1 to 264 code for a protein of 87 amino acids. The transcript has a single exon. Lineage: Eukaryota; Fungi; Ascomycota; Eurotiomycetes; Eurotiales; Aspergillaceae. The record is from RefSeq and is a predicted model, not a curated record.